AGUUAGUGACGAGGGAUUGAGCCGAUCAGCUGACCUUCCUCUCUCUACCUUAAAUAUCAGCAGUGAACGUGUUUUGUUCCCCUCCCUCCUCUCCAUCUACCAUCCCAGCCCUGAGUGCCAUCACCGCCAUCAUGUCACAGAUCAUCCCAGGGCGUUGUACUGUUCUCGUGGUCGGUGGUGGGCCGGGUGGCUCAUACUGUGCUGCUGCUCUGGCUCGAGAGGGCAUUGACACAGUGUUGCUGGAAGCAGACCAGUUCCCUCGUUACCAUAUUGGGGAGAGUAUGCUGGCAUCGAUACGUCAUCUGCUUCGGUUCAUCGACCUGGACCAAGCCUUCGACCAGCAUGGCUUCACAAAAAAGGUCGGGGCAUCUUUCAAGCUUGAUAAGAAUAAGCGAGCUGGAUAUACUGAUUUUAUAGCCGCUGGGGGGCCCGACAACUACGCCUGGAAUGUUGUCCGCUCUGAAGCAGACCAAUUGAUGUUUCAGCAUGCGACAAAGUGCGGUGCCAAAACCUUUGACGGAGUCAGAGUCAAGGCUAUCCACUUCGCUCGCGAUGGGGAUAGCGAACUCGGAAAGCCUAUCCUAGCAUCGUAUGUGUGCCAGCAAGACCAGUCUCAAGAAACCAGAGAGAUUGCCUUCGACUACCUAGUUGAUGCAAGUGGUCGAAAGGGUUUGCUUAGUACCAGGUACCUCAAAAACCGCCGAUUCAACGAUAGUCUUAAGAACAUUGCGCACUGGGGAUACUGGAGGGGGGCUGAGACUUACGCGAAGGAUACCGCGAUGGAGAACCAGCCUUUCUUUGAGGCACUGCAUGAUGAGAGUGGCUGGGUUUGGCUUAUUCCCCUGCAUAAUGGAACCGUGUCGGUCGGAAUUGUGAGGGACCAGAAGACUGCGACUGCAAUGAAGCGUGAGUCGGGCUUGGGGCAGGAAGAAUUCUACCAUUACACGCUGAACCUGACACCGGACAUCCGGCGCCUGCUUGGCAAUGCGGAGCUAGUCAGCCCGAUCAAAUCAGCUUGCGACUAUUCGUACAGCGCAUCAUCGUAUGCAAUGCCCCAUGCUCGCAUCGUUGGCGAUGCAGGAUGCUUCAUCGACCCCUAUUUCUCGUCAGGCGUCCACCUAGCCCUGGUCGGCGGCCUUUCCGCCGCCACCACUAUCUGCGCUGCCUUGCGUGGUAACUGCGACGAGGCGGCGGCUGCAGCCUGGCACUCCGACAAGGUCUCUGACAGCUACAUACGGUUCAUGCUCGUGGUCAUGAGCGCGUAUCAGCAGAUCCGCAGCCAGUCCAAACCGGUGUUGAGCGAUCUUCACGAGGACAAUUUCGACCGCGCGUUCAACAUCAUCAAACCCAUCAUCCAGGGAACCGCCGACGUCAGUCCGGAGAAGAUAACGCAGGAAGAGCUGGAUCGGACUAUACAAUUUUGUGCCGCUGCUCAUGGAUCAGAGGACGAGAUUCGUCAUCACGCCAGAAAGCUCUUACGCACUGAAGACUCUCUCAACAUCGAUAGCUUCAGCACGGACGAGAUCAAUGGCUUCGUGCCUAAUCUCGAACAGGGCAACCUGGGCUUGGUCAAGGGCACGGCCUAGACAUGGGUUUGAACAUACCGUUGGACAAAUCACAUGGAUGGCAGGCUUUACUGUUUGGUUUGUCUUUGGAUCUGGUUUAUUUGGUUCAAAGUGUUGUACAAUUAUGUGAGAAAUUGACUGUCAAAAUGGUUAGGUCAGCGGGAUCUACUUCGUUGUUGCUCAGGGACCUCAAUGUAUUUUGACACGGGUGUAAGACAUUUACUUCACGCUCAAGUGGUCGAUAACGAAAUUCUACGCUAAGUAGGACGAUUACUAGAAGCC
This is a messenger RNA of Aspergillus homomorphus CBS 101889, 1847 nucleotides long. Its product is annotated as NAD(P)/FAD-dependent oxidoreductase. The transcript is spliced from 6 exons. Lineage: Eukaryota; Fungi; Ascomycota; Eurotiomycetes; Eurotiales; Aspergillaceae. The record is from RefSeq and is a predicted model, not a curated record. Gene Ontology annotation, molecular function: monooxygenase activity. The coding region runs from base 132 to 1586 and encodes 484 amino acids.